CGGCGGGCGGCGGGCGGCGGCGGCGGUGGCGGCGAUCGCGGAAGAUGGCAGACUUCCUGAAGGGGCUCCCGGUCUACAACAAGAGCAACUUCAGCCGCUUCCACGCCGACUCCGUGUGCAAAGCCUCGAACCGCCGGCCCUCCGUGUACCUGCCCACCCGGGAGUUCCCCUCGGAGCAGAUCAUCGUGACGGAAAAGACCAACAUCCUCCUCCGGUACCUCCACCAGCAAUGGGACAAAAAGAACGCGGCCAAGAAGCGGGAGCAGGAGCGGGUGGAGCUGGAGGGUGAGAGCUCGGCGCCGCCCCGCAAGGUGGCCCGGACGGAGAGCCCCGACAUGCACGAGGACACCUAGCCCCGACCCCAACCCCGCACCCCGACCCGCCCCGACCCCCGCCCCCGCAGCAGCCGUGUAUUUAUUGCCCUGAGUUUUUAUUUAUGCUGAGCGCCGGCCUGGCCCGUCCUCGUGGCUCCACACCGACCCCUGUCCCCCCAGAGCGGGUCCG
Messenger RNA from Erinaceus europaeus (western European hedgehog), 504 nucleotides. It is a transcript of the gene DDA1, whose product is annotated as DET1 and DDB1 associated 1. Gene Ontology annotation, biological process: positive regulation of proteasomal ubiquitin-dependent protein catabolic process. The record is from RefSeq and is a predicted model, not a curated record. NCBI's taxonomy places the organism in Eukaryota, Metazoa, Chordata, Mammalia, Eulipotyphla, Erinaceidae. Bases 45 to 353 code for a protein of 102 amino acids. Gene Ontology annotation, cellular component: Cul4-RING E3 ubiquitin ligase complex. The transcript has 5 exons.